AUGUCAUCGGCCACGGACAAGUUGAAGAAGGCAGCCGAUGACUCGGUUCAACCUGUAUCAUCGCCGGCGAGCAAACGCAACGCCUUCUCCGAGCUCAUGUCUCCCAGACCCAAACAGCCGAAACCGUCAGUGUCCAAGCCCGGCAUGGGGGGCGGACUGCUUCCAUAUAUCCUCGAACCCUCCAAGUUCCCUUCCCACACGGUCAUCCAGUACAACGACCGGAUAGUUCUGAUUCAAGAUGCGUUUCCCAAAGCCACCGUCCAUCUACUUCUUCUCCCGCGAGACUCGAGCAAAUGGCAUCUGAACCCGCGGGAUGCGUUUGACGACCCAGAGUUUCUGGAGAUGGUCCGAAGCGAGGCGGCAGCAGCUGUCAAACUGGCAGCAUCGGAGCUGUCCCGGCUGAUCAGUCCCUACUCGGAAUCUUGUCAAGCGCGUAUCGCGGCCAUGGAGAGUGAUGAUCCUCCAGAGACUCUGCCCGCUGGCCGCGAUUUCACCAAGGAGUUCAAGGUGGGAAUCCAUGCUCAUCCCUCCAUGAGCCAUCUACAUGUGCAUAUCAUCAGUCGAGAUAUGCAUUCGGACCGGCUGAAGCACCAGAAGCACUACAACAGCUUCAACACGGAUUUCUUUAUUCCUUUAGAGGACUUUCCGCUGGCCAAGGACGACAUCCGACGGAAGACAAGCUAUCAGAACGCCAACCUCAAGCGGGACUACAAAUGCUGGCGCUGUGGUAAGAUGUUUGGAAAUAAGUUCAAACAGCUCAAAGAGCACCUGGAUCACGAGUUUGGGGCGUGGAAGAGAGAGUGA
Molecule: messenger RNA, 804 nt
Organism: Capronia coronata CBS 617.96
Lineage: Eukaryota; Fungi; Ascomycota; Eurotiomycetes; Chaetothyriales; Herpotrichiellaceae
Exons: 1
Coding region: 1-804 (267 amino acids)
Biological process (GO): double-strand break repair; single strand break repair
Cellular component (GO): nucleus
Molecular function (GO): double-stranded RNA binding; single-stranded DNA binding; single-strand break-containing DNA binding
Source: RefSeq, a predicted model, not a curated record